CCCUGGGCUCAGUUGGGAUUUCCAGUCAUUAGCCCCGGCCACAGCUUCAUGUCAUGGAGAUUUAUGUGUCCCUUUCGCUGGAGCUUGGGAACCUGACCUGCCCCAGGAACUUUAUGAAGUCUGGCUUCACCGGCUCUUAGGACACCGGAGCAGAAGAACUUGGAAAGAGAAUUAAAAAAAAAAAUCAUCAUGAUCCUUGAGUGUUUCUGAGAUGAACUCCUUCUAACACAACUGGCAACUCUGUCUCAGAGAUGGAGGACAGACAGACUCCUCGCCCUUCAGAGGAGGUAUUUACCCCGCAGGAGAGAGAACGGGAGUGAUCCGAGCCUUUGCGCUGGUUCCCCCCGGGUUUUCUCAGAGUUCCUGGGUGGGGGGAAUUCAGGUUGUGCAUGAGCUCUGGACCCAGAUCUGCUGCAGCUCCAGACUCCGCUUCUAGACCCUCACUUCUCUGCUUUCAAAAGCAUCUGUGAAACCAGGCCCCAUUCCUUUCUCUGUAGUCACUAGAUUCCUUUUUUGGGGUUGGCAGUGGUGCCGUAGCCCCAGGACCUGUGAGGGCAUGUGAGUGGCGGUGGGGCUGAGAUUUGCCCUGGGGGGUUCUGAGUGUGCCAGCACAGGGUGUUCUGCUGGUCUCCCUCCCCUCCCUUCCCAGUUCCUCCGCCCGCUCGCUCCCACAGACUCUGGGAACCCUGAGGUGGAAGAGAGCUCUUACCCAGGGGAAGAGGAGCCAUCAGGUCGCCCCAGCUGCCUACACUUUGUUCUCAGCUUCCCUUCCUCAUCCCUCCAGCCACUCCCAGGCUCUGAAGCACCAGCCCGAUCUGAAACACCCCUCCCACUUUGAAGGAGGCUGGGCUGGCCAGGGGGUUAUUUUGGGAGCAGCUUCUGAGAUCCAAUGGCCUUGUUAGGGCAACACUGACCUUUCUGUCCGGGAGGAGGGCAGGAUUGGACAGGGGCGGGGCAGCCUCGAGGAGAUCGACAGCCCCGCACACCCCACACCCACGGGUGGAGGAGAAGGGGCCGGCGGGCUGCAGGAAUUCAGCCUGGGGGCUGGGACGGUCACCAAGGGGAAUUUCCCUCUUUGAGACGGACUGGGGACCCCGCCACCCCACCCUUUCGCUGUGCUUCUUAAAGGGAUCACAGCGUUUUUCCUUUGACUCUAUGGAAGCCAGACUCGGGAUGCUCUGUGGAGGCUUUGAAUCUCUCCUUCCUGCUUCCUUCCCAACUGGCAGCCUUCCUCUGGCUGACUGAGAGGGGCCUCCCAGGCAUGGCACUGACCAGCCCACCCAGUGCUGACUUGGCUCCUGGGCUCACUCAGCCUCUGGUGGCAUCUUGCUUUCCCCCUGCUGGGGUGCGGCGGUGGUGAGUGGGGGGCCCGGCCCUGAGCAAGCUGGGAGCGUGCCGCUGGCACCCCCAUCGCCCUCGACCCCCAAGCUGGAGGACAGUCAGGUUGUCGGGGGCUAUGAUGAGAUGAGUGGGGGCCGCUUUGACUUUGACGAUGGGGGGGCGUACUGUGGAGGCUGGGAGAAUGGAAAGGCCCAUGGGCACGGGCUGUGCACAGGCCCCAAGGGCCAGGGCGAGUACUCGGGCUCCUGGAACUUUGGCUUUGAAGUGGCGGGCGUCUACACCUGGCCCAGCGGCAACACCUUCGAGGGAUACUGGAGCCAGGGCAAACGGCAUGGGCUGGGCAUAGAGACCAAGGGACGCUGGCUCUACAAGGGCGAGUGGACACACGGCUUCAAGGGACGCUAUGGAACCCGGCAGAGCAGCAGCAGCGGAGCCAAGUACGAGGGCACUUGGAACAACGGCCUGCAGGACGGCUACGGCACUGAGACCUAUGCAGACGGAGCUCUUCAAAGCAAGGAAGAUGGAAGAACAAUCAAGGCAGGAGAUCUGUUCUUUAGUCCCAGCUGAGCCUGGCUGGUGGUCUUGGAAAAGCCCCUCUACUUCCCUGUGCCCUAGCUUCAUCCUCUGUAUAAUGAGAGGCUGAACUACACUUACUUCUAAGGGUAAGUGGAUUUUCUU
Myotis lucifugus (little brown bat) is the source of this 2019-nucleotide messenger RNA. It is a transcript of the gene JPH2, whose product is annotated as junctophilin 2. The transcript is spliced from 2 exons. NCBI's taxonomy places the organism in Eukaryota, Metazoa, Chordata, Mammalia, Chiroptera, Vespertilionidae. The coding region runs from base 1465 to 1908 and encodes 147 amino acids. Gene Ontology annotation, cellular component: junctional membrane complex; plasma membrane; endoplasmic reticulum membrane. The record is from RefSeq and is a predicted model, not a curated record.